Molecule: messenger RNA, 2678 nt
Organism: Amoebophrya sp. A120
Lineage: Eukaryota; Dinophyceae; Syndiniales; Amoebophryaceae
Source: the annotation of a GenBank genome assembly
AGCGUAUUCUAAAGAAUUAAGAAAAACAAAGAAGGUAGGAGAAAGGAGCCACAUGACAUUUCAUUUUCAAACGCGGGGCACUAAAAGCCAUAUGGUCGACGUUUUUCGCUGCUGAUAGGUACUGAUUAGAUUGCACAAAAUCAUGGCAGCAGCGGACAAAGCUCACGACUGUGGCAAAGCACCGACCGGAGCGACGCAGGACGAGGAAUGUUUCCUGCGGUCACUGCCCGAUGGCCUGAGGGAAGAGGGCGCUGUACUCUGCACGCGGGACAACUUUGCUGCGCUGAAAGAGUGCGACACUUAUGACGAACUGCUGGCAAAGGCAGAGUCCAAGCUGCCGAAGUUUGACCUAGAGGCAUUCCGCACCACGGUUCUUUACGGCGACCAUCUAAUUAAAUUUGAAGAUGCGGCUGACGAGGACCCCGAGGAGGACGAAGAAGCAGAAGAGGAGGACCCCAACGUCGACUGCGGUGACGGUGACGCCGAUGAGGAGAAUAGCGCGGAGGCGAUUGUGGUGGGGCCGCAGCUGCCACAGGUCGAAGCUGCAGAAACUGCUGGUAAACAAGAGGACCAACAUGGAAGUAGAAAAGGCGGUGGAGAAGAGAAGGCCGAUGCUGGCUCUGAAGUGACGACACGCCACGAAGAUGUUUCGGAAGUUGUAGAUACUGCAGCAAAACGAAGAAAAGUAGACAGACCUGUGUCUGCUCCUCCUGCUGAGAAAGGCAAGCCAGCCACAGCUGCGGCGCUUGAGACAGGCAGUGCUGUUGAAGAUGUGGAAAUGCAGGACGCUAGCGGUACGGAACAAGCAGUAGGGGCACAUCAGGAUCAGCGCCGUGGUUGUUCCGAGGAUAAAGUGAAAAAUACAGAACCGGAGGCGAAGUUUUAUCGGCUCUGUCCGGAUCAGUUCGUGGUGGACACGCAAAUUGCGACGGCGGAAAAGUACCUGGAUGUGUAUGAAGAAAAACGGUCCGCAUCCAGCAAGUUUGUGGAACAAAAGAGUGUGGGACUGGCUGAGACACCGGGCGUAUCGGAAUUCGCGGAGUUCUCGCGUGCGCAGACGCGCGCCUUCGCCAAAUUCGAGGAGGUCGAGAAGCUGUCCUUCGUCGGCGAAAAGCAUGGUCACUACAGUGAGAAAGACCGUCAUCCUGUUUACAAGCAAAUGAAAGCUGCUGAAUUAUUCGUGCAGAGCAGGGGAAGAGCGAUGCGCGACGAUGCGGUCCGGUGUUUCCGAAAGCACAUCGAGCUGCUGUUUUCGUCGAGCGACGCAGCCUUUCCGGACCUGUCUCUGGAGGUUCGAUCCAUCGGAGGUGACCUCCUGUGCGAUAGGAAGCGGGUCCUGCCAGUGGAGAGUCGCGGGGAUGCGCGUGACCGGUCAUGUUUGCAUCUGAUCAACGACAUAAAGUACCGCCGGGCACCAGGAGACGACGGCGCGUCCGCACAAGCGAAACUGACAGACCUCACAGAGUACAACGACGUGAAAAUGUUUUCCUCGGAAUUGCAGCGAACGAAAACGGUCACGGUGGAUGCGUUGCUGUUUCAUUUUAUGCGCCAAGCGCUCGAAGAAAAGCUUCUUGCGGUGUUCAAAUACCUACGCUGUGGAGACGACUACCGGGAGGGUGCUCUUUUUUCAACCAUUUCGAGUAACGCGACCAUGCCGCAGGACAACCGGCGCAUUACGAAAUUUUCCAACUACCACCCGAUUCCUGCUUACGGGCCAAACAACGUGAAGCCGGUGCGUGCAGUUUCCGAGGACGGCAUGCUGGGAGCGGCUAGCACUAAUUGUACGCCGCUCAGCAUUGAAGAAUAUUGGGACAUUCCCCUCGGUACAAUCAAAACUUUCAAAAGCUACAUUACAGCACGGGUUUCCGUCAUCACAAAUCGGGUCAUCACCAAACAUUACGAGAUCCUCGACGCUAGAGAGAAGGACCGCCUUCGCGAUCUCGGGGGCUCGGGCGUUGCGCACGUGGUAGAGUCGCUGCGAGGUGAAAGAGUUUUUGAUCUAAGAAGCGACCGCAAGGCUGCUCUGGUAAAAGACGUAAUGCAGCGCGGCGGCGGCUUCAUCGUCUCUAGUCUCCUUACUUCUUCGCUGCUGCGCGUCUGGCUGCUGGAUGAUGCGAUUGUGCGCUCUCUGGUGGGGUAUUUGAAGUUGGAUCCGGUGGUGUUGCCGCAAAAAGGGGAACACGAAGAUGACAGUAGGGAACAAGGGGCGCCGUCGCUGCUUGGUGUUGACACCGAUAGAAGUACCGGGGAGAAAACUAGUGUAGGAGGUGUUGCUGAGCAGGGUGCAGCUGUAUCGCGGAGAGACACCAGCGCAGCUUCUUCAUCAACGUUGCUUGGUGGGAGUGCUGGCCGCGUAGGCGGUACUGAUUUGUUGAGCAGACUCAAAGCCGCACUUCCUAAAAAGGACUCUGCUCUUCCAUAUGGCUGCAGCAGUGCAAAUCCCGAAGAUGCGAACAAGAAGGAAGUGAACAGUGAGAGAACUACUUCCAAGUUGGAAAAAACGAAGGACUCCACGACCAAUGUUAAAACGAUAGCGAGCAAUCCCGUCACCCUCCGCAGGGCGGACCGGACACUGAUGAGAACGGGAGAUGUGUUUGAGCUGGGGCACGUCAGAGGCUCGCUUGGUUGGCGGUGCGUGCCGAACGGUGUCGAGCGGGCGUUCUUGAUUCAGCUGACCG